GGGCUCUGGCGAUUGGAUACUUGGUACUGUACACGAAAGAUAUAAAAAAUCUAACAUUCUAUGAAUGUCCCUGAGAAGGUCAUGUCAAAGAUUUCCCGGCUGAUCCGAAGGCAAACAGGGUACAUUUGAGACAGUUGUACAAUGCUAUUCGAUUAGACGACUUUCACCUGGACACCAGGUUAUCAAAGACCUUUUGUUCAAACAGGUGAAGUAGGCUUUCGGUUGCAUUUUUAUUCACUUUUCAUACCACCACCAACAAACACUCAAAUCGAGAAUGGACUCCGAGGACGAGCGAGAGCUAGAGCAAGACAAUGAGCUGCGGGGCAGUAUGUAUACUAGUACUGUCUUCAUGCGCUAUCUUGCACUCAAUGCUCGACAUCUGUCAUUAGAUUCAUAUCAGUUGGAGAUGCGUCUGCAUCAAAGUAAAGAACGAGAAUGCCUACGUCGAUUGAACCUCUUGAUAUACGAGGGUAGCGAUUCGGACAAGGACGAGAACGAGGAUGACGAUGACGAUUCCGACGAGGAUUAUGGUGACGAUGAUGACGAUUCCGACGAGGACCAGGACCAGGAUGAAUAUAGACGCAUCGUGAAUACUGCCAGGAUUUAUCGCAUAAUGCGAUUCUACCAGACGGUGGAGGGCUUUCAUAAGGGCUCAUUGGAUCUCACAGGUCGACAUCGACCACGAUAUGAUUCGAUCAUCCGGCGUUGGAAUGCGUUCUCUUCAGACCUUGAAGACGUGUUGUCUAACGCAAAAUUAUCUUUCACUCCUAUGAACAUCGGAGACAGUCAACUUGGCGGUAAAGCAGCCUUGGAACCAAAACUAGAACCAGAGUCUCCCCACAAAUGGGACCAGUUUCUGGUCAAGUGGCACGCUCAUGACACCUUUUCAUUGUACAAAUUUUCUACCUGGAGAGAUCGUGUAGUAGACUGCUUCAGAGAAAACCGUAAUCCCAAAUUCCAAACGUUGUGCCUACAUCAUCUACCUCCGGAGCUUCUCCUUUAUAUCGUGGAGAUCGCUGGCGUUGACCUGGCACAGAAGCUGGGAACUACGUGUCGCUUGCUCAGAGACAUAUCGUUUCCAUACGUGUUCAAGGAUCACACUUUCAACCUAUCAUGCAAUCUUGAUAGGGAUCAUCAGUACAACUCUCUAGAUUCGUUCGACGCACAGGUGGCAUACUUGGAGCCCCUGGUCGCCCAGGCGCGUUUGAAAUUCCUAAGCGAUGUCGACUUUGUUAAGGCGCGUCCGGAUAUCCUCACAGCACUGCGUAAUCUGUCCGUGCAUGGCGACUGGCGCGUACAGACAAACCUUGUAGAUGAUGAGAGUCGGCAUUCCUUCUAUGCUCCGGUAUACGCGAGCAUCAACAAUCUACUACCUUGUCUACCAAAUCUGCAGUCUUUAACACUUACAUCCUGGGACAUCACAGAGGAGUUGACACGAAGCUUUCGGUGUCUCAAGCAACUUCAUACUUUGAUGAUGUCCGCGUGCACUUCGGCAGUGCGCUUCCCGCAUGCUAUUGCGAAGCUUCCCUCGCUCCUAAACCUCCAGUUGCUGAUGUUCACCAAGGAACAACGUGAUUGCUGGCUUUUCCUCGGAAUGUGCCCGAAUAUUAAGGACCUCUUCGUCCUGUCAUCAGGCGGCAACCGACUCGGAGAUGAUCCAGAUUUGAUAAUGCCUCUGCUUCCCUUUGAACUGGCGACAGCCUUCAACCCUUUCAAUACACUCCAAAGAUUAAGUGUGUUGCGAGUCCCACAAGAGUGGCUUUUACAGCUCAACGCCUCGAUACAAUCAGUCCGUGAUGGUCACAAGUCCACGGGUCUCCAGCUUACGCAUUUUAAGCUGGAGAUCAGUGACGGCUUGGAUAGACAAAACCUUUUCACGCUCCUUGACGCAUUGAAUGGCGCAUCAAUAAGAUUCCUGGUCUUAGAUGGCCUACGCUACGCAGCACCUGACCUCCUCGACCGAAUCGCCAGCGCAAUGCCCCAACUUGAAUAUUUAUCGCUUCACUACAAAGAAAGCGACACUGUCCCUCGUACAAUCGCAGCUUCUUGGCCAUUUGCCACUUCGGAAUAUGCCCCACACUUUGCCAAUUUCACUCUUCUUCGUUGGUUCUUCUGGAACCACAGGACGAAUAUCGAUAAAUCGGAGAGUAUUGCCAAGCUUUUCUCAGCAUCCUGCCCAUCACUUGAAGGUGUCGAUUUAAAACCUUCAUUGGGAGGAACGCAUAAGAAGGUUCAUGCCAAAGGUGAAAUCGCAUUUGUGACGAAUGAUGUGAGCACAGACACAAUACUUUGCCAAAUGUGCCAUCCACUUCAACAGGCUUGGCCGCCAUGCACACCUGCUUCCAUCUAGGUAAAUCCUUCAAAUAUCUACCCGGCACACAUUGCAUUUGCCCAGAGAACCAUAUUAUACUCAUACAAGUUGCAUUCGAUUUCUACGGUUUUCUUUUCCUUUGUUUCCGCCCGACUUCACAGAGUCCUUUACUUCCCACCCUGCUGCUUGAGGAUAGCUUCGACCUCCGGCUUAAUGCUAGCCAACAUAUCCUUGGUAGUGUGUUUCGGGUUCCAACCAAUCGAGCGGCCACGAUUUGCGCGGCAGCGGGAGUUACUUCCGGCGUAGUUACCUGCAUCCUAGUUAUAUGUACACUGUUAUCAGUCACAACUCUCCGUGUAACACCUGAAGUGGCUUUAAUAGAAAUUAACAUACCACUGAACCG
Somion occarium is the source of this 2714-nucleotide messenger RNA. The record is from the annotation of a GenBank genome assembly. NCBI's taxonomy places the organism in Eukaryota, Fungi, Basidiomycota, Agaricomycetes, Polyporales, Cerrenaceae.